UGUCAAAUAUAAAUUUAAUAUAAAAAACAGCAGAUAAACAGAUUAUUAUAAAAAAGAAUUUUAAGCCGCAGUUAAAAUAUUAUUUUUUUGAUAAUUUAACUUGCAAUAAAUUUUGUUUAUUUUAUAUUUAAUUGGAAUUUACUAUAAUGUCAUUUUAUAGUGUGCACAUUCCACAAAAGCCCAGCUUAGAUCCAGUGGUUAACAAUGGACGUGCAUGUGUUUUUCGGGUAAAAAGCGAAGCUCUAAAAGUAUUAAAGCAACAUAAAGACGCCCGACUCAAGGUAUUUUCAAACACAGAUGAUGCUGAAAACUAUGCAGAAACUGGCUACGAAGUAUGCCAAUCUAAAUAUUCAGACAUAAAAGCAAGCUCACCAGUGAAUCUUGAAAAACCAGCAUAUCGUGCUCCAACUAAACAAGAACUAACUGAAUUUCGUAAAGUUAUCGAAUCGGGUGAUUGCGAUAAAGUUUACACAAAAAUCUGGGACAAUCCAAGAUUUCUAAUCAGUUCGGGUGAUACACCAACAUCACUGAAAGAAGGCUAUCGCUACAAUGCCAUGCAUAUUUGUGCUUUAAAUAGAAAAUCUCAAAUUGCUGCACUAAUACUCGAAACAGUUAGUAAUCUAGCAUUUAUUGAAUUGGUUUAUGGCAAAAAGAAUCAAAAAGUUUGCAUCGAAGCGAGUGCAAUCAUAUUGGAUUAUUUUUUAAAUAUGCCCGAGAAGGGAAGAUGUGAGACUCCAUUGCAUUUAGCAGCUAAAAUAGGAGCUGUGGAAGUUGUUGAAGUUUUGACAUCAUAUCGCCAAUGUAAAAUGACAUUAAAUAAUGAGGGUUUAUUGCCAAAGGAUAUUAUUUGCUCACGUGAUCCAAAUGGAAGUCCUGAACUGAGAGAAAAAAUUGCAUCACUUCUCGAAGAACGGUUUUAUGUUCCCGUUAUUCGUUCUGCCAACAAUACUGUUCCUCCGACGAUAGGACAACCAUUUUCAACAAAUAAUCCACCGAAUCUCAAUUCAGACCCAAUGAGUCCCGAAGUUGAAAUUCAAGCUGUGGCAGGACCUAUGAAUAAAGAACAAGCAAAGAAAUUUUGCCGUCGCUGGAAGACUCCUCCUCGUAUGUCUGGUAAUUCCCUACCACUACCAGAUAGCCCAUUCAAAAGCCCAGUCCGUUUUAGUAGUACUCCAACAAAACUUACACCAAAAUCAAUAAAUAAUUCCUUCCCCCUAACUCCAAAUCGAAAAUAUGUCUUGAACAAUAAACAAUCACAAAAUAUUGAUGAAACUGAUUUGAACAACACAAACAAUUCAUCAUUCAAUAAUAAAUUAAUUGAGGACAAUAACAAUGGUGGAACCUAUGAAAAUGGUCUCCUCAAUUCAAAUUGCCUCACAACACCAUAUCGCAAAAAGGACCUCUUCUCAAUGUUUCGUGAGAAUAAUAUUGCAUCACCAAUUAUUUUGAAUUUUAAUGAUUCAAUUACAUCAAAUACCCUGCUGGCAGAUAGAACUUGUGGUGAUCCCUAUGAUAGUCCUGGAUUUAAAGAACGUCAUCUUAAAUUAAUGGAUGCUGAAAAAGGAUUCGAAAUUAUUGGCCGUGAAUUGGCCAAAGAACAAAAUGUCGAAUGGAAAGAAUAUUGGGAUUUCUUGGGAAUAUUUGUUGAUAUUGCUUCAGAGAAAGGAUUGAAAAAAUUUGAACACUUUUUGGCACAAAAAGACAAGGAAAAUAAACCACAAGUUGCUGUUGUAAAUAAUAAAAAUAAAGAACUUCUCGAUGAUUUAUGUACAGCUUUGGAUAAGCUAAAUUUGCGCACUGAAACACAAUCUACUGUGGAAUACGAUAAUGACAGACAAAUUUAUAAUAAAUCAAUAGCAAACAAUGCCCCACAAUUAACAAUGCCUUACACCUGUGUCGAAAAGUCAUUGCAAGUGUUUGCCAAACGAAUGACUAAAAAUUUACUACACAAUAUCGAUAGCAUUGUUUCGAUUAAUGAUGCCUUCCUUUCCGAAUUAAAAAGACUGAAAUCGCUAAUAGUUAGCUUUAUGGAUGAUGCCCGUUUUUUGAAUGUGAAUUUUACAAAAGUUCACUCGAGAUUUGCUUUCUUAAUUGCUAGCUAUCUAAAUGAUGCUCAGGGUAUUGAUACAAAUAAUAAAUCGAAAAUUCAAAAAUGUCUCCAACAAAUAAUCUCUUCGCCUGGAGAUAGAAAAGAGCAUUUGCAAUGUGUUUGCAAUAAAAUGCUAUUCUAUAUGGAUGGCAAUAUUGGUAUUAUUCAGCCUGAAAAUCUAAAGACCGAGGAAAAUUGCAUGCAAACUUGGUUAAAAGAAUCUAAAUGUGAUUGCAAAUGGGAUAGUGUUUUAAGUCGUAGGGAGAGUCGUCGGUCACGGAUUGAAUCACGCAAAGCGAGAUCACCACCACCGCCAAUGAAUCGUGUUGAUGAUGUCAAAUCAAAGGAAUGGAGAUCACAUUCGACUGAUACGUUAGACAGUUCAGUGGAUGAUGAUGAUGAUGGCGAAGAUGUAUUUUGGUCGGAUUUAGGUUCAGAUGAUGAUGGUGAUGAGUGUUUUGUAACACCUCCAGAAAGUCCAUCAGAACUUUCUGUAGAUAGUGUCGAUACAGAAGAUUAUCAUUUGUUUCUAUUGGGAAAUGAGCCAACAAAACGAGACCUAGAUGUAUUAAAUGCAAUAUUUCAUGUUGAUAUAAACAAGGAAACUUAUCCGUAUAUUUACUCUUGGAAAGCAGCUGUUUUACGGUAUUCUAACGAAGAAAUGGAUCAUUUCCCAUCACCAUCAGCAAUUGUUAAAAAGUCAUUAUCAUUCUCAAUUACCGAACGACUGCCAACUCCUAGAAGUCUCUUCAAUUCACCGUCACGUCCAUCGUCUAUACUGAAAAAUAAAACAAUGGAAAAUCUAAUUUUGUAUCGAGAAAAUCGAAAAGACGUUAGUUUCACAUCGCCAGAUGCAAAUGAAAAUAGUACUUGCAGUGAAUUAGCAUGGAUGAAUGUAUCUACUUGAAGUUAAUUUUAUUUACUUUUAUUUUUUUGUUUGAACUAUAAAUGUUUUUUAUUUUAUUUUAUUCAUCAUUAAUCAAAAAUUUUAAAAGCAGUAUUGUUUCUGCAUUACUAAAAAAAUAAGGAAAAAUGAACAAAAACAAAAAUUGAUACUUUGCAUUUCAUAAAACAUAUAAACAUAAAUAUUGUUCGGCCAAAUUAAUUAUUUUAUCAUUAAAAAGUUUUUUAUUUUCCUUCUUUGUUUCCUUAAUAUCGAUUAAAAAUAUAUUUUUCUUAUCGAAUGCAUUUUUUAAAA
This is a messenger RNA of Episyrphus balteatus (marmalade hoverfly), 3287 nucleotides long. It is a transcript of the gene Ankle2, whose product is annotated as ankyrin repeat and LEM domain-containing protein 2 homolog. NCBI's taxonomy places the organism in Eukaryota, Metazoa, Arthropoda, Insecta, Diptera, Syrphidae. The record is from RefSeq and is a predicted model, not a curated record. Gene Ontology annotation, cellular component: endoplasmic reticulum. The coding region runs from base 147 to 2996 and encodes 949 amino acids. The transcript is spliced from 10 exons. Gene Ontology annotation, biological process: negative regulation of phosphorylation. Gene Ontology annotation, molecular function: protein phosphatase 2A binding.